AUUUCACAAAAGUAAGGUAUAUGCACUUUUUGUACUUAUGUCACUUUUUCCUCAGAAUUAGAUCAUAGAGAGUAUCACUGUGUUUAAAAUUAUCUUAUUAAAUACUAGAAGUUCCUCACCUACAUGAGAGCCAUUUCUAUUCUCAUUUCAACUUUGGUUAAUUAAAAACUGUGGUCAAUGUGCUAUUUUUAUACUGAUUUUUCAUUCCAGGAAUUGUUGGCAUUCAGAGAUGUGGCCAUUAAUUUCUCUGAAGAGGAGUGGGAAUGCCUGGAUCCUGCUCAGCGAAAUUUAUAUAGAGAUGUGAUGUUAGAGAACUACAGAAACUUGGUCUUCCUGGCCAGGAGUUCUCAUCAUAUUCAUGAAUCUCCAUCAGAGCAGGGAAUAAAAUAUUUGUUUCAAAGAAUGAUGAAGGGAAGAUACCAUGACAGUGAUAAACCCUACAAAUUUAAAGAAUGUGGCAAAAGUUUUAAUCAAAGAUCACCCCCGGUUAAGCAUCAGAGUAUUUGUGCUGGAGAGAAGCCAUGCAAGUGUAAAGAAUGUGUCACAGCCAUUAAUAAUUGCUCAACCCUUUCUGAACAUCUCAGAUUUCAUAGCAGUGACAAAACAAAAAGCUCACUUGAUAAUCAAUGCCAGAUACUUUGUACUGGAGACAAAUCCUGCAAGUGUGAAGAAUAUGCCAAAUCCUUGAAGAAUUUUUCAAUCUUUACUCAACCCCAAGGUUCUUAUAAUGGAAAGAAGUACAACUGUAAAGAAUGUGGCAAAGAUUUUCAUAUGAGAUCAUUGCUUACUGCACACCAGAGAAAUCAUACAAGGGAGUGGCCCUACAAAUGUGAAGAAUGUGGCAAAGGUUUUUAUCAAUCAUCACAACUUAAAACACACCAGAGAAGUCAUACUGGAGAGCGGCCCUACAAAUGUGAUGAAUGUGGCAAAGGUUUUAGUCAAAGAUCAAGUCUUACUCAACAUGAGAAAAUUCAUACUGGAGAGCGGCCCUAUACAUGUGAAGAAUGUGGCAAAAGAUUUUAUCAAAGAUCAAAGCUUGCUGAACACCAGAGAAUUCAUACUGGAGAGUGGCCCUACACAUGUGAAGAAUGUGGUAAAGGUUUUAGUCAAAGAUCAACCCUUACUCACCACCAAAGAGUUCAUACUGGAGAGAAGCCCUACAAAUGUGAAGAAUGUGGCAAGGGUUUUCAACAAAGAUCAUAUUUUAAGAUACACCAGAGAAUUCACACUGGCGAGCGGCCAUACAAAUGUGAAAAAUGUGGCAAAGGUUUUAGUCAAAAAUCAAGCCUUACUCAACACCAGAGAAUUCAUACUGGAGAGCGACCCUACAAAUGUGAAGAAUGUGGCAAAGAUUUUAAAGAAAGAUCAUAUCUUAAGGAACACCAGCGAGUUCAUACUGGAGAGCGGCACUACAAAUGUAAAGAAUGUGGCAAAAGCUUUUAUUUCAGAGCAGGCCUUACUCAACACCAGAGAAUUCAUACUGGAGAGCGGCCCUACAAAUGUAAAGAAUGUGGCAAAGGUUUUAAGCAAGGAGCGCAUCUUAAUGAACACCAGAAAAUUCAUACUGGAGAAAAGUCCUACAAAUGUAAAGAAUGUAAGAAAACUUUUAAUGAAAUUCAAAACCUUCCUCCACAUCACAGUGUUGAUACAGUUGAGAAGCCCUACAAAUGUGGAGGAUGUGGCAAACCUUUUAAUCAAAGAUCAGACCUUGUUUACUACCAGAAAAAUCAUGCUGGAAAAAAUCUCUACACAUGUGAAGAAUGUGGCAAAGGCUUUCAUUACAGAUCAAAUCUUAUUAUACACCAGAGAAUUCAUACUGGAGAGAAGCCCUACAAAUGUAAAGAAUGUGCCAAAGAUUUUUGUCGAAAAUCAAGCCUUACUAGCCAUCAGAGAGUUCAUACUGGAGAGAAGCCUUACAAAUGUAAAGAAUGUAGCAAAGGUUUUGCUCAAACAUCACAACUUAAAGCACACCAGAGAAUUCAUACUGGAGAGAAGCCAUACAUUUGUAAAGAAUGUGGCAGAGCUUUCAGUCAAAGAGCUAAGCUUGCUGACCACCAGAGGAUUCAUACUGGAGAGUGGCCGUACACAUGUGAAGAAUGUGGCAAAAGUUUUAAUUACAUAUCAAUCUUUACUCAACACCAGAAAAGUCAUACUGGAGAUAGGCCCUAUAAAUGUGAAGAAUGUAGCAAAGCUUUUCGUCAUAGAUCAACCCUUGCCAAACACCAGAAAUUUCAUACUGGAGAGAAGCCCUAUAAAUGUGAAAAAUGUGGCAAAGGUUUUAACCAAAGGUUAUACCUUAUUGAUCAUCAGAGAAUUCAUACUGGACAGAAGCCAUACCAUUGUAAAUAAUGUCAAAGGUUUUGAUUGAAAAUCAUGCCUUACACUACAUCAAAGGAUCCAUACUGGAGGGAGCCUCUACAAGUGAAACAUGCCACUGUCAACAUUUGACAAUGGUUCAACACUUAUUCCACACCAGAGGAAUCAUUGCAGAUAGAAAUAGAAAUGUAA
This is a messenger RNA of Ictidomys tridecemlineatus (thirteen-lined ground squirrel), 2508 nucleotides long. NCBI's taxonomy places the organism in Eukaryota, Metazoa, Chordata, Mammalia, Rodentia, Sciuridae. The record is from RefSeq and is a predicted model, not a curated record.